Messenger RNA from Iphiclides podalirius (scarce swallowtail), 405 nucleotides. The record is from the annotation of a GenBank genome assembly. Lineage: Eukaryota; Metazoa; Arthropoda; Insecta; Lepidoptera; Papilionidae.
AUGCAGAGACAGAGAACUGAGCAGAAGGUUGCCGAUCAACAGGGCGAUGGGAAUUUCAAUCAAAAUAUCAAUCUCAAUGAUAAUUUAGCGACGAUCUCCACGGAGUGUCAAGCGGACCUAUCAAAUCUUGUGGCUAUUCCGGGACAAAUAUUUAACAGCAUUUUCGGAACGAUAUUAGGAACCAGCCGAAACUCUCUAUCCAAUCCCGACGCUGCUGGCAACGAUAGUCCAGCACCACCGACGCCGAUCUCGUCCGACUCAACACAGAAAAUUGCCGACAAACAGGGCGACGGGAACUACAAUCAAAACAUCAAUUUGCACGACAACAAAGGAUCUCUGAACCUGUCCAGUAGCGGUCGCGUGAGCGAAGCGAACUAUGGCAACGAACAGGUCGCCCGGUGGAAA